AUCAAGAGACAUAAUAAUAGAACUAAAGAGUCAAACGUUAAAGUGACUAAAGACAAGAAAAACAAAAACACUAGAGAGCUUCAAACUAAGACACGUAAACAGACAUGUGUGGUGUCAUCUUGUGAUGGUAAAAAGUGUUUUUUUGUCAGUCCUGUUGUAUGCUUAGGGUUUUCUUACAUACGUUGGAAAGAAUUUUGUAUUGGGUCCACAUUGCAAUUUUAGCUAAAAAUCUUCUUUACUGUUUACAGAAAUAAUGUCACUCACUAUCUUGGAUGGGCUGCAAGUGAGAAAACUUGCAUCAAAUUUUCAUUUUCAAAAGAACUACUGCUUUAAUGCAUCUCACAUGAUUCUAAAUAUAAUGACUUAGGAAUUGUGUCAGUGCCCAUUAUGGUUUUGCUGUUUUGCUAACUGAAUGAGGUAAUAUUACCGGUGUUGCUCAGGAGAUUUGACCCGUGGGACGGCACAUGUUGCAUCAAGCGACACGCAGCUUUCAAACAAGCCCAAGACACCACCAGAGAGUCAAUAAAGGAUCCCCAUCUGUUCCUCCACAAUACCAUCCCAUCAUCCCCCGGGGCAAUUAACCUCUGCACACAGCAUUCACAUUAUUACACCCAUACUGUAUAUACGGCUCACAUCUCUUCAUGUAAAACACUUGACUGGGACAUAUUUCAUGUUGAAGAGCAGAAGGGAUUCUGGGAACGUGGACAGCAAGGUUUGGGCCUAAUUUGACCACUUCUCCCUGAAGACCCGCUUCAAUAAAAGCUUUGGAAAAAAGACCAGAGGUGAGCGUACAAAGACAAAGGGGUUUGUAGAAAGUGUUUUAAAGGGAUGUGCCGAACAGCACCGUCACAACAGUUUGCAGGUUUCAGGCAGACAUGACACACCACGAGCAUCUGUGACGCUCACUUAACAGUCGGUCAGCACACAGGUGGUAAUGAAUCGCUGGCGGCAAUCCGUGGUGGAGAUCCAAUCCAGAAAGAGAGAGGUGAACGAAUGCGAGCAGGCGCAAGCGGCCUUGAGCAAGGUGACGGCAUGCUUCCAGCAAAUGGCCACCUCUCUGGGGACCAACGCAGAUGGCAGCUGCCUUAGAGAAGAACUGGAAGAAACCAGGACACUGGCUCAUCGAAUAUGCACAGGGCUUCACAGGAGGUUACUCGCUCUACUGAUAGAACUAGAACAAGGACAGGAGGACAAAGAACAGGUUGAGCGACUUUGGGUGAACUUCCUCUCCAGCUUGGAACAUUUCCAGCAAGACCUCAGAAAGGUCAGAAUCCUGCGAGAGUUUUUCCCCCUCACCCAACGCAAAGAUCGACAGGCCCUCGUGAACACAGGAUUCGCAGGCGGCACCUCAGAAGUAGCGGCGCGGGCGGCCAUGGUGCAGACCCCGUGGUUAUCCGCAGAGGAGACGCUGUGCCCGGUCCUCAAGAGUCAUGUGGAAGAGAUCGACGUUCUGCUGGAGGAAAUGCUCCAGAGAGUGAAUGUGCCACUGUGGUCAGUUGAACCCACACAAGAAGCUUGGGUUGAGGGCUGCUCCAACCAAGAUGAUGAUGAUGAGAGCCUGGAGGAGACGAUGGAAGUAGAAGUUGUGUCUCAAAAGAAUACAUCAGGCUGUUGUCAUCACCAAAACUGUAAAGUGGGAUGUCUGCUAUGUCUGCUGAGCUAGCAUGACGAGAGUCAAAGAACAACUAAACACUAUUUGUAGCAAUAACCUUUCAGUUCAGUCCUUAACCACAGAUUGUAAAGAAACCUCCAACUGAUCAAUAGC
Triplophysa rosa is the source of this 1765-nucleotide messenger RNA. RefSeq names its product regulator of G-protein signaling 9-binding protein. Gene Ontology annotation, cellular component: neuron projection. Lineage: Eukaryota; Metazoa; Chordata; Actinopteri; Cypriniformes; Nemacheilidae. The record is from RefSeq and is a predicted model, not a curated record. The transcript has 3 exons. Gene Ontology annotation, biological process: G protein-coupled receptor signaling pathway. The coding region runs from base 935 to 1663 and encodes 242 amino acids.